AUGAUUGGAUUGAAAGGCACUUUGAACGUAAUCGACAACUCUGGGGCCAUUGUUGCAGAGUGCAUUCGUGUCUUGAGUGGUGCCCGCUUCGCUAGAGCUGGCGAUGAAAUCGUCUGUGUUGUCAAGCGUGCUAGACCUAUCAACCCCAAUUUGAUCGGUACUCAAGCUGCCACUCAAAAGGUCAAGAAGGGUGAUGUCCGCCAUGCUCUGGUUGUCCGUACAAAGAAGGAAAUGGGCCGCCCAGAUGGUCGUUAUAUCCGUUUCGAUGACAAUGCAUGCAUUCUUUUGAACCAAAAGAAGGAGCCUCUCGGCACCCGUAUCUUGGGUGUUGUUGCCGCAGAAUUAAGAAUGAAGAACUGGAUGAAGGCUGUCUCUCUUGCUCCUCGUGUUGUAUAAGAAAAUGGAAAUGAGCUGAGAUUUAUUGAUAUGGGCUUGUUAAGAAGGAAAAUAUCUUUCUUAUUGUUUUAUAGAAUUCAUUAAAAAAAAUUAUAUACGAGCUUGGUUGGAACAAUUG
Phycomyces blakesleeanus NRRL 1555(-) is the source of this 514-nucleotide messenger RNA. RefSeq lists its product as hypothetical. The transcript is spliced from 2 exons. Gene Ontology annotation, biological process: translation. Bases 1 to 396 code for a protein of 131 amino acids. NCBI's taxonomy places the organism in Eukaryota, Fungi, Mucoromycota, Mucoromycetes, Mucorales, Phycomycetaceae. The record is from RefSeq and is a predicted model, not a curated record. Gene Ontology annotation, cellular component: mitochondrial large ribosomal subunit; ribosome. Gene Ontology annotation, molecular function: structural constituent of ribosome; large ribosomal subunit rRNA binding.